AUGGAGUCCACUUUACAGAAUGAGGAUCCCUCUCAAACACAGCCUGGAAUGUCUCAACAGGCUCAAAUGUUUCAAUAUGCUCAGCAAGCACAGCAAAUGUCAAACUUCAUGUCUGGGGUCGACCCAUACAUGGUGAAUGCUCACAUGAACGGUGGGUUUGCAGGUAAUACCAAUUCUGCCGGUCAUAACAACAACCAGUUCAUACAGGAUGGAUCUAAUCGAUCACAGAAUCAAGGUGCUAACAAUGGCAAAACCAAUGGUAAUCAGGAUAGCAACAUGCAGGCGUUCAUAUUCAGCCAGAAUGGCGGUGUUCCAAGCUCAAUACCAGUGGACUCGAGCAUACAAGCACAGCUUAAACAGUCUAAUUCACUUGGUGGCCAAAAUAUGACAGGACAGCCAAUGCAGAUGAAUAUGGCACAGCAUAAUGCAGAAAGAAUGCCUGUAUUUCCACCCCAACGGUUUGGAAUACAAAUGCCAACAUUUCCUAACGAUAAGCAAAGAAAUAGUGUAAUACAAUCACCCACUGCAGAUGGUAAAGAAAAUUCAAAUUCAAAUUUAAUAAAUAAUAAAUCUAAUACACUAAAGUCUAGUAUACAUGAUGAUAAUGAGAAACUCUCCGGUGGUAAAAAAAGCAUUAAUAAUAACGACACUACCACCAAUAAUCGUAUCAAUAACAACAAUAAUAAUGACACCAGUAUGAACAAUAGUAAUCCCGAUAGUGCGGGCGGUGCAACUAAACAAUUUCCAUAUUUUCUAAGAAAUGGAUUGUCGGCUAAUAGGAACAGUAUUCCAACUCCGUUCCCUACUAUGCCGCCAGGACCCCAAAUUAAGACCUCCAACAGUCCUGGUGGAAAUACCAAUCCACAAUUUGAUACUUCAAAAGUUCCUGCUGGUUUGUUUGCUUAUCCUGUCAGAAAAUAUCUUGCAAGCAUGGCUGCACUAAAAUUUCAUGAAUUAAUUAAUACUAUAAACAUGUCAGCCGGUCGCAUCACUGAAGCAUUAUACUGGAAGACAUUUAUAAACGAUAUGUUUACUCCUGAUGCGGUAUUAAGAUAUGCUAAGACCUCGUCUACGGAUUUUAGACAAUUUGAUUUUCUUAUUCCUUUGAUUCCCGUUAUUUUUGUAACAUUGGGCAAACUGGGUGUUAUCAGAAUUGAAAUGGUUAUUCAACAACUGAAAACUGAAGUUUUAAGUAAUGGAACCGUUUUUUUUGAUUGUCCAAAAUGUACUUUCACUUAUCACUAUCCAGAUGGAAGUUACAUUACCCAUUUUGUCCAAUUGAAAGGACUUUUCAACUCGAAUUUCAAGAUUGAAUGGGGUGAUCUCUGCAUGCACAGUUUUGUACCUGGUAUCGAAUGGAAUGCCUUAGAACGACUUGUGAGCGACAGGGCUGCGAGCUAUGAGAUCUUUCAAAAAUUAAGUAAUCCGGAAGGCGACGCUAAAGGUAAGAGUAAUAUUAAGAUUGAAAGUGAUAAUAAAAGGACGAUUAGCGGGAAUGGAUCGAAUGAACCAGAAUCCGAUCCAACCACAGCAACAGGAUAUAACGACGAUAAGAAAACGAAUACAAUUAUUCCAUCAAAUUUUGAUGCAAUUACCCAAUUACGUUCAUAUUUCAGUGUUUUCAGGAAUGUCUCAGUUUUUGGGUCACAAGAAGGUUUAAUGAGGGUCAUGCAAGUCAGCACAGUCAUGUCUGAGCUAAAAAAUUUGAAGGUACAUCAAAAGCUCAAUAACAUCCAAAGUCCACUUGAUGCACUCGUCUCUUAUGUAAAUGCACACAGAAAUGAGCUAAAUCAGCAACCAUCUGGCUUCAAAAAUGAUGUUCCCAAGCAUAAAGGACAACACAAUUGGAACGGUGAUCAUGUGCGUGAAAAGAUGACGCCAAAUAUGGAUCGUAACAGUGACUCUUUCAAUGCACAAAAUGCUGCCAUUUUUAGGACGCAAGCAAUGCCUGUCAGUUCACCAUAUUCACAACCCAAUGAGAAAAGACCACCGAUGAAGAGAAGACGAACCAGUGGCGUGUCACCUCUUUCUACAAGAGACAUUUCUACUCCGACAGACCUCAAUGAAUCUGUUGAAGCAAGUAAAAAGAAACAUAAAUAUUAG
This is a messenger RNA of Kazachstania africana CBS 2517, 2103 nucleotides long. RefSeq names its product Mfg1p (gene MFG1). The record is from RefSeq and is a predicted model, not a curated record. Gene Ontology annotation, biological process: negative regulation of transcription by RNA polymerase II; positive regulation of transcription by RNA polymerase II. NCBI's taxonomy places the organism in Eukaryota, Fungi, Ascomycota, Saccharomycetes, Saccharomycetales, Saccharomycetaceae. The transcript has a single exon. Gene Ontology annotation, cellular component: transcription regulator complex; nucleus. The coding region runs from base 1 to 2103 and encodes 700 amino acids.